Messenger RNA from Branchiostoma belcheri (Belcher's lancelet), 3378 nucleotides. RefSeq names its product ATP-binding cassette sub-family C member 9-like. Gene Ontology annotation, biological process: transmembrane transport. The transcript is spliced from 30 exons. Gene Ontology annotation, molecular function: ATP binding; ATP hydrolysis activity; ABC-type transporter activity. Gene Ontology annotation, cellular component: membrane. The record is from RefSeq and is a predicted model, not a curated record. NCBI's taxonomy places the organism in Eukaryota, Metazoa, Chordata, Leptocardii, Amphioxiformes, Branchiostomatidae. Bases 1 to 3378 code for a protein of 1125 amino acids.
AUGGAGACGUUAUUUUGCGGACCGCCGUACGAGACUCAGUCAAACAACAGCACGUUUGUACAGCAAUGGAAUAGCACGUUCGUACAGCAAUGGAACAGCACCGCAGCACGACAGCACGACAGCGGUCUUCACGAUCUGGAAUGUCUAGUUGAUGGUUUGAACCUACUUCCGCACGUGGUUGUUCUUCCACUUGCCGUUCUGCUGGUUGCUGCUGUAGGACACUACCGUCGCCAUGACUACACCCCUCUGUACAACCAGUCCUGGGUCUUGUUCCCAGGGCACUCUGUCCGCUGGCUGACCAUUUUCGCGCUGUUGUUCGUCACGUUAUGCGAGGAAACCACUGUUGAGGUAGCCUUGGAUCGCCUGACCAACGUGUACAGAAAUGAAAAGGCGUUCUUACUCCUCUCACCUGUCCUCCUCAAACAUAUCAUCACCUGGGUUACCAUGGAGACGGAGAGACAGACAGAAGCAAGCUUACUACAGGAGAGGUACUUGGUGAGUCCGGGAGAGUUUCUGCAGAACGGGUUCGUGCUGCUGGUACUGCUAAUGAUCCUGUCUGUCCUGAGAACCGGCACACAGGCCACCUCCAUGUGCCUCAGCUUCAAGGUCGGGACCGUGCUCAGGAGGGGCAUGCAGGCAAUGAUCUACAAGAAAUGUCUUCUGCUGCCCUCCUGGUUGCUGGAGAAUGACAACAUCAGUAUGGGUCAGGUGACCAACCACAUCAGUAUGGGCUGUAACAUGCUCGCCGCCUUCUUCUUCCUCUUCCACUUCUCCUGGGCAACGCUCGUCCAGGGCAUCAAACUGCUGAAGCUGUACGCCUGGGAACACCUGUUUGUGGAGAAGGUGAUGGAGGCCAGGAAGGACGAAGUGAAACAACUGCACAGCCGCGCAUGGUGGAAGAUCUUAGCAAAAGCAUUUAGUGCCCUGACUCUCUUCUACACACUGCACGGCCCGUUUUCGGAGAUCCCCACGCUUCUGGGCCUCUUCGCCGCCAUGUCAGUGGCCACCAAGCGGCUGGGCACGUUCCUGCAGUCACUUGAGGUGGAAGGGGUGGGGGAUGAUCUUCAGUUUAGUACUGAAGAUCACAAAAACAUGAAUGGGGAUGGAGCAGUUACUGCAGAUCACAAUGAGGUACGAGAUGGGAGUUUUACGUGGGAGUCGGACUCGCAGACAGCAAACAUCAGUGAAAUCAACCUGAAGAUCCCAAAAGGAAAGCUGACCAUAGUGGUGGGACAGGUGGGUUCUGGGAAAUCCUCCCUGCUGUCAGCCAUGUUAGGAGAGAUGAGGACAUUGAAGGGAAGAGUUCUCUGGAACAAGAAACAAAAUACCAUUUCCUAUGCUACUCAGAGAGCCUGGCUGUUAAACGCAUCCCUUAGAGAUAACGUUACGUUUGGUCUGCCAUUUGACAAUGCAAGAAAAGAAGACCAGAACGUCGGCGACAGGAAAGAAGCUGAGAACGGUUCAGCUGUUGUAGCUCACCACCUGAUACACAACGUGAACAGGCUGUCCCGGCACAUGUCAGUCACCAGUCUAGUCUCGUCUGUAGAGGAUAUUUGGGUCAGGGGCUCGGAUUGCUGUGAAGACGAAACAAAGAAAGAUUAUGAAAAGUCUGUUGAAGAUACCCAGAUUGAAGACAAAGAAAAUGAGCCUAACGUUGAGCUUGGAAAACUGGUAGAAAAGGAGGAGAGGCUGGAGGGUGACGUCAAGCUGAAAUAUUACGCCAUCUUUGCCGCCGCAUGUGGACUUCAUCUGGCUAUUCUGGUCCUGUUUCUCCAGGUUAGCAAAACCGGCGUGGCACUGGCUCUAGACUUCUGGUUGGCAGCGUGGUCAGGCAGCAACAUCGGCGGCAACAUGGAUGCCUGGAAUCAUACUGAGGCGGGUGCAAACUACACACUAGGAAACACAUCACAGCCGCUACAAGACUCUACAGGUUAUUACAUCAUCGGAUACACGGGGCUUUCCGUGGGAGCCAUUGUCCUCUCCGCCGCUGCAGUGGCCACGUCCAUUCUAUCCAGUCUGAGGGGGGCAAGGUACCUACCCAACGAAAUGGAAGCUUUCCUCCGAUUUGGUUUAGGUCUUGUGUCAGCCAUCAUUGCGCUGGGCGUGGUCACCCCAUACUUCCUCAUCGGCAUGCUCCCUAUCCUCGUCUUUUACUACGGCAUGCAGAAACUCUACCGAGCCUCUAACAGAGAACUAAAGAGGAUUGCAACUAUCACAGAAUCCCCGGUAUGUAGCCAGCUGUCAGAGUCGUUUGGAGGCCUGUCUACUAUACGGGCUUACAGAGCAGAAGAGAGAUUCACGAAUGAAAUGAAGAGAAGAAUAAACGAGGCCUUCACCCCCAAUUUGUACUUGCUGGGUGUCGAGUGUUGGAUAGGUGUGCGACUGGUUUCCGCGGGUGCAGUUGUAAUUUUUGUUGGCGGUCUGACGUCGGUGGUAGCAGGGUUACAAGGGUUGGUGUCCCCUGCAUGGGUUGGACUCGCCAUUUCGUAUGCAAUUCGGAUGCAGUUACAGCUCUUCUCAGCGGUCAGUGCCUUUGCCAAGGUUGAAGCUAAGAUGACGCACGCCGAGAGGGUGGACACCUACUCAAGAAUUCCGGGAGAAAUUUAUCAGCGUGAAACAGGGAACACCAUCCCUCAGCGGGAAUGGCCGGAGUCUGGGACGGUUCAGCUGGACAACGUGUCUGCCCGGUACGAUCAAAGUCUGGACCCUGUACUCAUCAAGGUCACGGCUAACAUCAAAGCAGGGGAGAAGGUUGGCAUCUGUGGCAGAACAGGCAGCGGGAAAUCCUCCCUCACUCUGGCUCUCUUCAGAAUGAUCGACAUGUUUGAAGGUGUAAUAUCCAUAGACGGAGUAGACAUCAGCCGUGUGCCCUUGACCCUGCUGAGGUCACGCCUGUCAAUCAUCCCUCAGGACCCCGUGCUGUUCAGUGGCACCAUCAGGUUUAACCUAGACCCUGAGGCUAACAGUGAUGAUGAAGAGUUAUGGAGAGCCUUGGAGAUCGCACAGCUCAAGACUCUGGUGACAGACAUGCCCAACAAAUUGGAUGAGAUGGUAACGGAAGGUGGAGAGAACUUCAGUGUUGGUCAGAGGCAGCUGUUCUGUUUAGCCCGGGCGUUUGUCCGGAAAUCACGAAUCCUCAUCAUGGACGAGGCCACGGCGUCUGUUGACAUGGAAACGGAUGCAGUUCUACAAGAUGUUAUAAAAGUGGCUUUUGGAGACAGAACGGUUAUAACUGUUGCUCACCGGAUAGCAACCAUCCUGAACUCUGACCGGAUCCUGGUUCUGGACCAGGGGAAGUUGGUGGAGAACGACUCACCAGAAAACCUACUGAAGAACCCAGACGGUCUGUUCACGGCCAUGGUCAAGGCCAACAAAUAA